AACAGUGUUAACAUCUCAUAUCAUGGAAAACUGAAUUUCCUUUACUUUGUUGAAAUUUAGUUUGAAGUAAUAUGUAAAAAUGGUUAAAGUUUCAAAGUGUACCUUUCACUACCCACUUAAUGCAGUCCACGUAUGGAAACUGCUGCAAAAACAGCUUGGUUUACAUCCAUUUUUUCAGUGAUGUCUAGAGAACCAUCACACUUACAGCCUCAUCAGCCUACAAGCAGUUUAGCCCCUGCCCAUUCUCACUGAAGUUAUAAGCAGUGUUUGAAUGCUUUUUCAAUGUGGCUCCACACAAAGACAGCCAAUCAGAACAGAGCUCAUUUAUCUUAUAUCAGUCUCAGGGCUGUUGAAUUCUAAGGGAUAGGAUAAGGGAGAGGUUGGAAAACAGUUACGUAAAAAUAAAUUCUGACUUUUAUUGUGUAUAAAUCCACACAAAUGUUAUAAGUGGACCUUAGGAAAAAUUGAGUACAUUGAACACCUUUGAGUACGACCGAUAAAAUAAGUGAAAGUUUCUUUCAUUUAUCUUCUUUUAUUGAUUUUGCCCGUGGAUUCACUAAAUGAAUUAGCAGAGCUGACUAGCAUGUGGCUCCAGGCAAAACUAAGGAACGCCGAUAGGAAAAUAGGAGUCGUUAAACUAUUAGGACACAUGCUCAGUUUACAGUUUAAUGCACUGCUUUAAAACACCCCUUUUAGUCUCAUGAGGUGUUUGUUAAUGAACUAGUCGUUUGAAUCAGGGUUGGCCUACCGCUCUAGCGCCGUCCACGGCAGGCCUUGGGACUUUUAUUUUGAAGGCUGUCAGUGCGUGUGGCUGAUCGGAUGUGAGUUUGGAUGGUGACGCCGGAUCCUCACUGCUCCUUCUCCGAGGAGGCGCUGCGGCUCUUUAGCUUUAGCUCCGUUUGCUGCGCUUGAGAGCCGCACUGGGCUCCUCUCACCAUGGCUCUGUACGAGUAUGUCACCCAGGACCAGCUCUCGGGCUUCGAUAAGUAUAAGUACAGCGCGGUGGACACCAACCCUCUGUCUGUGUAUGUCAUGCACCCCUUCUGGAACUCAAUGGUGAAGAUUUUGCCCACAUGGUUGGCACCAAACCUCAUCACCUUCACUGGCUUUAUGUUCCUCGUGCUCAACUUUGUCAUCUUGUCCGUGUAUGACUACGACUUCUACGCCUCAGCUGAGGGACAUGUGCACGUGCCCAGUUGGGUUUGGAUAGCAGCCGGCCUCUUCAACUUUCUGGCAUACACGUUAGACGGUGUGGACGGUAAGCAGGCCCGCAGGACUAACUCCAGUACUCCUCUUGGAGAGCUGUUUGACCAUGGCCUGGACAGCUGGGCGUGCGUGUUCUUUGUGUGCUCCAUGUACUCGGUGUUUGGUCGAGGAGCGAGCGGUGUCAGUGUGCUCACGCUCUACUACCUGCUCUGGGUCGUCCUCUUCUCCUUCAUCCUCUCGCACUGGGAGAAAUACAACACCGGCAUCCUCUUCCUGCCCUGGGGCUACGACAUCAGCCAAGUGACUAUUUCUAUCGUCUACAUAAUAACAGCAGUGGUUGGCGUGGAGACGUGGUAUCAACCGGUGAUUUGGAACCUUCACUACAGAGAUUUCUUUAUCGUCCUGAUCGUGGGUUGUUUGUUCGCUGUAACAUUGCCAAUGAGUCUCUACAACGUCUUGAAGGCGUAUCGGAACAACACGCUGAAGCACAGCUCCAUGUAUGAGGCUCUGCUGCCCUUCUUCUCCCCCAUACUCCUCUUCAUCCUUGCCACGCUAUGGGUCAGCCUGUCCCCCACUGAUAUCUUGGAACAGCAGCCCAGAAUCUUCUACCUAAUGGUGGGGACAGCCUUCGCCAAUGUCACUUGUAAGCUAAUCGUAUGUCAGAUGAGUAACACGCGUUGUCAGCCGCUGAGCUGGCUGUUGUUGCCAAUGGCCGUGGUCGUUUUGUUGGUGUUCUUUGGAGUGGUUCAGCAGAGUGAGCUAGUGGUGCUGUACGUGUGGACGGCUGUGGUCAUCUUCGCUCAUAUACACUACGGGGUUUCAGUGGUGAAGCAGCUGAGUGAUCACUUCAACAUCUUCGCCUUCUCCCUGAAGAAGCCCAGUUCAGACUGACAGGAAGAGGAGAAAAUCGGCCUGACGGCUGCCGAGGUCUAAGCUGCCCCAGCGUCCUCUGCAACCAGCCGACACUGAACCCAUCACCACGGAGACACAUCUCAUAACCAGGAAAAAUAACCUACAACCUGCUGACCAAGCAAGCCUUCCCAGCCUGAGCCCAGACAUGCAGCUGCACCACAGAACCUGGUGAGCUGAGAGACGCAGCUGCACCACAGGGCCCAACCCAGAUAUGUGGCUGAAUAAUGGGCCCCAUACGGAGCUGUGUUUAUGGGGCUGGCUGAGGCAGAGGCUGUUUGACUUUUUUGGUGUCCGAAGCUGAGGAGAUUAGCUUGUUUCCUACGGAAAUGUGCUUUCAGCAAAGAUAUGAGGAGCUUGGAACGGUUAACACGACCACACAUGCAUUCUUGAACAUAACCACAAGACGCGGACAUGCCCGGUCACACAUGUACAUAGUCAUUCGCACAUAACACACGUUAAUGAAUGUCUAGUGCAUUUUUUGCCUUGUACCAUUUCGCAUUUUAUUUGGGUUUAUUUCUGGCUUCAUUUGCUCAGUUCAGAAAAGCAAAAAGGAACAAAAAAAGCCCUGAGAUUUUAUAUGUAGUUGAAUUUGUGGCAUUACUAAAUCGAAAUGCUUCCUGUCAGUUAAAGAGGACAUGAGAAUUUGUGGUUUAAAAAAUUAAGUUUUAUUUUUCUUGGUAAAGGGAACUGGGGUUAGGG
Colossoma macropomum (tambaqui) is the source of this 2817-nucleotide messenger RNA. It is a transcript of the gene selenoi, whose product is annotated as selenoprotein I. Gene Ontology annotation, molecular function: ethanolaminephosphotransferase activity. Gene Ontology annotation, biological process: phosphatidylethanolamine biosynthetic process. Gene Ontology annotation, cellular component: Golgi apparatus; endoplasmic reticulum membrane. NCBI's taxonomy places the organism in Eukaryota, Metazoa, Chordata, Actinopteri, Characiformes, Serrasalmidae. The transcript has 10 exons. The record is from RefSeq and is a predicted model, not a curated record.